UUGAACUCUACAUCUCUACAUGAAAAUAGGACGUGUCAUCGACGUCGUCUCACGUCUGUAGUGGUGUAGAUUUCUUGUCGAUUGAGUGAGUAAAAAUAAGCGUUGACCUAUUUAUAAUUGAAGAUACGAUCAACAUUAUUUGGACACAAAUUGGCAGUGAUAAAUAAAAACAUUAUAUUAAACUGUAUUUUGUCAAUUCUGCAGUAUAUGUAUAUUUAUAUAUAUAUACGCAUAGAAGUAUAAUUGAGAAAGAAAAUUACAAAUUGUAACAAAAAUAUGGCUACCAUGGGCGAGCCUCUCACUUUAGCAAGAGAUGUUAAAAGAUCUAUAGAAUUAUUAGAUAAACUACAAAAAGGAGGGGAAGUUCCUACUACAAAAUUAGCAGCAUUACAGAAGGUAUUACAAAGUGAUUUUCUUAGUGCAGUACGGGAAGUAUAUGAGCAUGUAUAUGAAACAGUUGAUAUUCAGGGUUCACAGGAUGUACGUGCAUCUGCAACAGCAAAAGCAACUGUUGCCGCUUUUGCAGCUAGUGAAGGUCAUGCACAUCCACGUGUAGUCGAACUACCAAAAACGGAAGAAGGAUUGGGUUUUAAUGUAAUGGGAGGUAAAGAACAGAAUUCACCGAUUUAUAUAUCUCGCAUUAUCCCUGGUGGUGUUGCUGACAGACAUGGUGGUUUAAAACGUGGAGAUCAACUAUUAUCUGUUAAUGGAGUAUGCGUUGAAGGUGAAAAUCAUGAAAAGGCAGUAGAAUUACUAAAGCAAGCUCAAAAUUCUGUAAAAUUAGUAGUUCGUUAUACUCCACGUGUUCUGGAAGAAAUGGAAUUACGUUUUGAUAAACAGAGGGCUGCUCGUAGACGUCAACAUAUGCAAUAAAUAUUAUAUAAGCAAAAUAUUUAAUUCAUUAAAGAAAUGCAAAUUUAACGAUUAUGGUCCAUCUAUACAUCUAUACAUUUAAACUCUUUAUGCUUUAUAAGUCAUAUAACUUGACUAGUAUACAACAUUCUGACUUACUAUAUUCAUACUCACAUCUAUCAAUAAAUGUAUUAUUAUAUUAUCUA
Molecule: messenger RNA, 1058 nt
Organism: Wasmannia auropunctata (little fire ant)
Lineage: Eukaryota; Metazoa; Arthropoda; Insecta; Hymenoptera; Formicidae
Gene: veli
Product: protein lin-7 homolog C
Exons: 5
Coding region: 277-873 (198 amino acids)
Biological process (GO): maintenance of epithelial cell apical/basal polarity; protein localization to basolateral plasma membrane; neurotransmitter secretion
Cellular component (GO): basolateral plasma membrane; synapse; cell-cell junction
Molecular function (GO): protein binding
Source: RefSeq, a predicted model, not a curated record